Molecule: messenger RNA, 651 nt
Organism: Cladocopium goreaui
Lineage: Eukaryota; Dinophyceae; Suessiales; Symbiodiniaceae
Source: the annotation of a GenBank genome assembly
AGGCUGGUGCACCAGGUGAGCCUCAGCCAGAGGAAGCUUUGAGGCCCAUGGCCAAUUCAUGGCUAAAUUCCCGGCUGAACGGUGCGAGCAAAGGUUUAGCCCAUAGCUGGCAGGCCUUUGCUGAGACCAUGGACAGCAUCUUCGUCCCCGAGGCGCGCUUCGCGGCGCCGGAAGCCACGGAGGCCACGGAGGUACACGCGAUGCCAGAGGUGCCUCAGCCAAGCGCACAGCCCGUGGAUGAGGAUGUACCCGCCAUCUUUCGCCAGCCGACGGUGGAGGAGGUCCAAGAGGUUUUGGAACAGGAAGGUCUACCAGCCUAUGUGGCCAUUGCCUCUGCUGGCACCUUCUGUGCCAAAAAACUCUGUUUAGACUCAAGUUCUUCGCCGUAUCUCUACGUCUUGGAACCCGACUCCUCUAUCCCGGCCGUGUUCUUUGGAAUGCAAGGCUUUUGUUUGGAGGAUCUGCGUCGUAUUGUUCUGAGUGAGGCCCCGUUAGACUCCACCUCAAAGCCCCUGCUAUCCCUGGAGUUUGAUGAUGGCUUUCUCCCAGUGCGCCUGGGUAGUGCGUUGGUGCUGCGGGGUUUGGUGGGAGUGCUGUGUCACGGUCGCAAUGUGCAGAUAAUGCAGCAAUCCGCCUGGAACUAGGUGAAAA